Messenger RNA from Adineta steineri, 478 nucleotides. The record is from the annotation of a GenBank genome assembly. NCBI's taxonomy places the organism in Eukaryota, Metazoa, Rotifera, Eurotatoria, Adinetida, Adinetidae.
UGGUACGGUACGUUUCAAUAUUGAUCCAUUUAAUCAUUAUAGUGAUGAAGAGAUAUGGACUGUAUUAGAAUUAGUGCAUCUGAAAGAACGUAUUCGUAAGAUGGAAGAAGAUUUAUUAUAUCAAUUAGCAGAAGGUGGUCAAAAUAUCAGUUCUGGUGAAAGACAAUUACUAUGUUUAGCACGUGCUCUAUUGAGAAAGAGUAAAAUAUUUAUACUUGAUGAAGCUACUGCUGCAAUUGAUAUGGAAACUGAUCGAUUGAUUCAACUCACAAUUCGAUCAGCAUUCAAAGAUGCAACUGUAUUAACUAUUGCUCAUCGAUUGCAUACAAUUUUAGAUAGUACAAAAAUUCUUGUUUUGUCCAAUGGUUGUUUAGAAGAAUUUGACGAACCAAAAUGUUUAGCUGCAAAUCCAAACUCAGCAUUUGCAAGAUUAUUGAAAGACGCGAAUAUUCGACCAUCGGAUAUUACAUCUCGAUAA